Messenger RNA from Priapulus caudatus, 1247 nucleotides. RefSeq lists its product as uncharacterized. Bases 840 to 1235 code for a protein of 131 amino acids. The record is from RefSeq and is a predicted model, not a curated record. Lineage: Eukaryota; Metazoa; Priapulida; Priapulimorpha; Priapulimorphida; Priapulidae. The transcript has 3 exons.
AUAUAUAUAUUGUAUAUAUAUUAUACAAUACAAUAUAUUGUAAAUAAUAUCUCUUUAAUCUUCCAUGUGUUGAUUUGUUAAUUUGCAAGGUUGAAACAAUUUAGUUGAGUAACUAUAAUUUAUUUAAAUUGAAUAUUGAUGUUUCCCAUUUCAGAUUCCUAAGGUUUGUGCGCAUAGCAAAACCUAGUGGCAGUACUUCUGUGUUCAUAUCAUCCUCGAUGUGGGCUGAGAUGAAGAAGUCUGUUUCCUAUCCAGUUGAUGUAUCAGUAGAUGAAACCGGGGUCAUAACUGAGGCGCAGUGUGAGUGCGGAGCUGGACUGGGCCCAAGCGCUCAUUGCAAACAUGUCACAACCGUCAUGUUUGCUGUAACAAGAUUUCUGGAGGAGAAACAGUUGAUCACUGAAGUUACAUGCACAGAGGUUAGUUGGAUUUAUUAAAUAAUAAACACAGUAUUUCUUCACAUUUUUCCAUAAAUAAAAUAUGUGUGCAUGUUUGUAGUUGAACAGUCUCCAGAAACUCCAGGUAACGGUUUUUUUAGUUGUACCUACCUUGUAUUUGAGUUCAAUUUUGUGGAUAUUUAUUUUAACCAAAUACAGAGGCAUGCAUGCUCCAUUUCCUUCGACAUUCAUUGGCAAUCAUUUGAAAACAAGUUAGGGAGAGGUCACCAUAUUGUUUUCUUUACUAAUGUAAAUAUUGAUCUCACCUCUAUUAUUAUAUAUCUCUCUCUUAUAAAUUUAUUUGUGGUUCUGCCUCUAAAAUUAAUUCCAUUCAUUUUUUGUAGGUCCUUCAGACAUUUCAUCGAGCGAAGCGCCAUCAAGGAACACCCCUCAAGAUGACAGAUGCGAGUACCUCAUCAGCAACGGCAGCUCCGGUACUCAAAUUAUGACCCUAGACCUGUAGAGUACAGAAAACUAGAGAAUCGCAAUGACACCUUCAGGAACACUUGCAUCAACUACCAGGCAUCCCAUGCUGGUUCUAUGCCGUCAAUGCAGCUAUUCCCACCAGCUAAUCCUUGUGCGAUGAUCUAUGACCAUGAUUACCUAAAGCAAGAUGGUAUUGCCAAGUUCUUUUCAGAAGAAAAGCAAACAACAAUCACUGAUGCAGAGGUCAACACCAUCGAAGUGGAGACUAGGGGCCAGAGUGCGAAUAAAGUAUGGAGGCAAGAAAGGGAGAAGAGAAUAACAGCAUCGAACUUCGGCACAAUCGUCAAAUCAACAGAGAGGAGGACAAGUUAAGUUAGCUAAUUC